This is a messenger RNA of Piliocolobus tephrosceles (Ugandan red Colobus), 417 nucleotides long. NCBI's taxonomy places the organism in Eukaryota, Metazoa, Chordata, Mammalia, Primates, Cercopithecidae. The record is from RefSeq and is a predicted model, not a curated record.
AUGAGUGUGGUCUGGGAGGAGUUUGCAGUGACCCUCAAGGUCACUGUGCCCACAGAUGUGAGCCCCUGGGGCGGGGCCCGAUGCUGUAGCUGUGCAUUGAUGGCGCCGUGCGGCCCGGCUGCAGGUCCCGCAGUCACGGAGAGGACCCAGCAGGCGGUGCAGGGACAGCCCGGCUCAGCGUGUGGUCAGCUCCAAGUCAGCCCUGAAAUGUCCAUUACUCACUAAGAAAAGGAAAAUGCUCAUUUGAAAGACAUUCUUCUCUUUGGCAAUGCUGAGACAUUCUCCCAGCCCCAACCCCACAGUGCUCCAGUGUGUGAAGCACAACAGCUGUUGGGGAAGUUCAGUGCAUCUGUCCUAACCAGGGCUGGAGGUGAUGCCAGUCUGUGCAGCUGGGAACACCUCCUCCACUGUGGCUGA